AUGUUUUCGGGCUUUGAGUUAGGAAAUCAAGAGAGGUUGUUUAUGCUAUCACAUUUGCAAUUUGCGGAUGACCUCAUUAUCUUUAGCAAGGCCACUGUUCGAGACUUGAAGAAUGUCAGAAGGGUGUUGUUAAUUUUUGAAUUGAUGACAGGUUUGCAAUUGAAUUUAUCUAAGAGUAAAAUCUUUGGUAUUAAUGUGGAUACGGAUGAGUUAGCAGGCUGGGCAGUGGAAAUUGGCUGCACAGUGGGAUUUUUUCCAGCAGAAUAUUUAGGAUUACCGUUGGGAUCUAAGAGAAAUUCUGCAGUAUUGUGGGAGCCAAUUGUCCAGAGAUUUUAUUCUAAAUUGGCUGGUUGGAAGGCUAAUUCCUUAUCUCUAGCUGGUAGGGCAGUUUUGGUGAAAAUUCCAAUUGGUGUGGUUAAGAGAUUGAAUUCCAUAAUGGCUGCCUUCCUUUGGGGUGGUUCGGCAGAUAAGAGGAAUAUUCAUUGGCUGAAUUGGAAGGGCAAAGUUGCAGAGUUCAUGGAAAAUUCUUCAUCUGGGUGUUGCUGGGACAUUAAAUUAAGGAGGAAUUUGGUGAACUGGGAGGUGGAACAGUGGAUGCAGCUUAUGUCCUUGUUGAAUUCUACCUCUUUAUCAUCUUUGCAAGAAGACUGCUGGGUCUGGACAGGGAAUGGGGAGGGCUGUUUUUCAGCUAAAUCUUGUGUGAAGUGCUAUUUUGAUUGGGCUGGUAAUGAGGAAGAUGAUGGUACUUGGGACAGCAUUGUAUGGACAGGGGUUGCUCCUCCUCGGGUCGAAACUUUUGUUUGGCAGGCUGCUCAUCAGAGAGUGGCAGUUAGAGAGGAAUUGAUAAAGCGAGGAGUUACAGGGAUUGAAGACUCGUUAUGUCCUUUGUGUGGAAAGUGUGUGGAGUCGGUUUCUCACCUAUUUGUACAUUGUGAGGUCGUUAGAGGCCUGUGGUAUAAAUUCUUGUCAUCUUGGAAUGUAUCUUUUGUGCCACCUCAGACUUUGUUGGAUUUCAUAAUCGUUUGGAAUGAUUUAAUCCCGAAAUCCACCAUUUGA
Molecule: messenger RNA, 1056 nt
Organism: Hibiscus syriacus
Lineage: Eukaryota; Viridiplantae; Streptophyta; Magnoliopsida; Malvales; Malvaceae
Exons: 3
Coding region: 1-1056 (351 amino acids)
Source: RefSeq, a predicted model, not a curated record